Notechis scutatus (mainland tiger snake) is the source of this 3706-nucleotide messenger RNA. Its product is annotated as inactive phospholipase C-like protein 2. Gene Ontology annotation, biological process: release of sequestered calcium ion into cytosol; phosphatidylinositol-mediated signaling; gamma-aminobutyric acid signaling pathway. Gene Ontology annotation, molecular function: phosphatidylinositol-4,5-bisphosphate phospholipase C activity. NCBI's taxonomy places the organism in Eukaryota, Metazoa, Chordata, Lepidosauria, Squamata, Elapidae. The record is from RefSeq and is a predicted model, not a curated record.
GCAGCGUCUCCUCGAUCGUUCCCUGCGUCUGACCCUCCUUCCUUCGCCGGCAAGGCAGAGCAAAUCGAAGCGAGGCAAGGCACGCUGACGCCUGAGCUGGAGCAGGAGCGCUCGGUGGCUGGAGACGCACAAGGCAGAGGGCACCACUGGGGCAGCAGCUGAGUACUCCUGCCGGGCCGGGCCGGUGCGGCUGCUGGGAGCCCCGGGGGGGGAUGGCGGACGGGACUUCAUGUGUCCUUCCUUCGGGCUCGCCCCGGCCCGGGGCCCCCAGUGUCCUGCCGCAAGAAGAAGGUGCUGCGGCCGCUAUAGAAGCUCCGGAUGACCUGAGCUCGCCACGUUCAGUUUCGGGCAGCUCGGCGGGUACCAGCCGCGACAACUCGGCCGAGAGGGACCCCUUAGUCCUGGCCAAGGCUGCCCCUGCCGCUGGCAUUAUGAAGGAUGGAUCCCGCCAGCGCCGUAUGCAGCCCCAGAAGAAGAAGAAGACAGUCUCCUUCAGCACCAUGCCUAGCAAUCGGAAGCUCAACAGCACAGCCGCCUGCAUCUCUUUCAUGCUGGAGGGCUGUGAGAUGAAGAAAGUGCGCUCUAACUCUCGCAUGUACAGCCGGUUCUUUGUGCUGGACCCAGACCUACGUUUCAUGCACUGGGAACCUUCCAAAAAGGACUCUGAGAAAGCCAAAAUUGAAAUCAAGUCAGUCAGGGAAGUGCGAGUUGGGAAAAAGACUCCCGUGCUGCGUUCCAAUGGCCUUUCAGACCAGUUUCCAGAUGAAUGUGCAUUCUCCAUAAUCUAUGGAGAGAACUAUGAAUCCCUUGACCUUGUGGCAAGCUCUGCUGAUGUGGUGAACGCAUGGGUGAUGGGGCUGCGAUAUUUGGCCUCAUACGGGAAGCACACUCCGGAUGAGGCUCCUGAGACUGGUUACCCAAAUCCCCGCACCUCCUGGAUCUCUUCUGUCUUUGACAUUGCAGAUCUAGAAAAAGAGGGUCAAAUCCCAGUUUCUCGUGCUGUGCAGCUCAUUCGUGCUCUUAACCCUGGCAUGAAGGCCUCAACAAUUGAGUUGAAGUUCAAAGAGCUCCAGAAAGCAGCCAGUGAGCGACUUGGAGAGGAGGUGAACUGUCAAAUCUUCAUAAAGGCAUACUGUGAGCUAUGUACCAGGCCUGAAGUAUUUUUCCUCUUGGUUCAAUUUUCCAGCAAUAAAGAAUACAUGGGUCUGAGGGAUCUGAUGAGUUUUUUAGAGGCAGAGCAGGGUAUGGAGGAAGUAACCGAAGAGAUGUGCAUGGAGAUCAUUGCCAAAUACGAGCCAUCCAAGGAGGGUCGGGAAAAGGGCUACUUGGCCAUUGAUGGCUUCACUCGCUACCUCCUUUCAGCUGAUUGUGACAUAUUUGACCCACAGCACCGGAAGGUGUGCCAGGACAUGACUCAGCCACUUUCCCAUUACUUCAUUAGCUCUGCACACGGAGCAUGCUUGGCUGAGGACAGUUGCUUCUGGGGAGGCUCCACCUCAGAUAUUGGGGGUUAUGUGGCAGCCCUUAAGGCUGGUUGCCGUAGCUUGGAACUUGUGGUUUGUGAUGGUUCAUCUGGUGAGCCUGUGGUAGGUGCAGGGAGCCGUUUGGCCUUCUCCAGGGUAGUGGCUGCUGUUGCUGAACAUGCCUUUGAGUCCUCCAAGUUUCCACUUAUCCUGUGUCUCUCAGUGCGCUGCUGUGUUGCCCAGCAGAGACUUGUGGCUGAGUAUCUAAGGAAGUCUUUUGGGGAGAAGCUGUACUUGACACCUCCAAACCCAAAUGAAAUCUAUUUGCCAUCUCCAGAAAAACUCAAGGGAUACAUCCUCAUAAAAAGCCGGAAGCUUCUUCCAAACUGUCAGUCAAGUGAGGGAGAUGUAUCUGAUGAUGAUGAGGCCUUGGAGCUAGGCCUCCCACUUUCUGAACGGGACAGAGACCAUCCCCGCUCCCAACGCAUCUUGUGCCGUGAACUUUCAGAUCUCGUCAGCCUGUGCCAGACUGUGUCUUUCCAAACCUUUGAGACCUCUCGGCGGAGCCAGUGUUAUUGGGAGGUGUGUUCUUUCAGCGAGGUGGAAGCGGGACGUUAUGCCAAUGAGGAGCCAGAGGACUUUGUGGCCUACAACAAGCGCUUCCUGUCACGUGUUUAUCCGAGCCCCAUGCGCAUUGAUGCUAGCAACAUGAACCCUCAGGACUUCUGGAAAUGUGGCUGCCAGAUGGUGGCCAUGAAUUACCAGACACCUGGUCUCAUGAUAGAUCUGAAUGCCGGCUGGUUCCGCCAGAAUGGGGGUUGUGGCUAUGUCCUCCGCCCAGCAAUUAUGCGUGAGGAGAUCUCUUAUUUCAGUGCAAACACCAAGGACACAUUACCUGGCAUUUCGGCCCAACUAUUGCAUCUCAAAGUCAUUAGUGGUCAGAAUCUGCCUAAACCCAAAGGAUCUGGAGCCAAGGGAGAUGUCGUAGAGCCAUACGUCUGCGUUGAAAUGCAUGGCAUUCCUGCUGACUGUGCAGAAAAGCGCACCAAAACUGUCCUUCAGAGUGGAGAUAACCCUGUUUUUGACGAGACCCUGGAGUUUCAGGUUAAUCUCCCUGAACUAGCAAUACUCCGGUUCAUGGUGCUUGAUGAUGAUUAUAUUGGAGAUGAGUUCAUUGCUCAAUAUACCAUCCCCUUUGAGUGUCUCCAGGCUGGCUAUCGUCAUGUGCCUCUUCAAUCUGUGGCUGGUGAACCACUCCCCAAUGCUACUUUGUUCGUGCAUGUGGCCAUCACCAACCGGCGGGGAGGAGGCAAAGCACACCGACGGGGGCUCUCAGGGCGUAAGGGACGGCACAUGCGGGAAUACACAUCCACUAAGGCCACAGGAAUCAAGGCCAUUGAUGAAGUAUUUCGCACAGCUACGCAGCCAUUGCGGGAAGCAACAGACCUGCGGGAGAACAUGCAGAAUGCCUUGGUCUCCUUCAAAGAACUGUGUGGUCUAACACCAGCCGCCAACAUCAAACAAUGCAUCUUGAAGCUGGCCACGUGGCUUCAGCCCAGCGAGAAGGACAAUCCCCCCGCGGUUACCCUCAACCUGGGUGAAGAGUAUCCUUCAAUGGAGACCCAGGGGCCUGUUCCUGAACUCUUGAGAAAAGUACUUGCCGCCUAUGACACUAUGAUCCAAACCAGUCGGACAUUAAUUGAAUCAGCUGAUUCUGUUCAUGCCAAAAUUAUUCAGGUGCAACAAGCAGGGAUGGGCUUUCAUAAAGAAUUGCACCGUUUGGAGGCAAAGGAAGGUCUGAAAGGACGAAAGUUACAAAAAGCUCUGGAAAGUUUUGCCUGGAAUAUCACCGUUCUCAAGGGCCAAGGUGAUCUGCUCAAGCACUCCAAGGCUGAAGCACUAGAUACGCUAUGGCAAAUCCACAAUGCAGCCCAGUCGUGUGGCAUUGGACGGAAUGGAGCUGCCUCUCCUGACCUCUUCCGCAACCGAGCUGUUCUUGACCCCAUUCCAGAAGCUGAAGGAGCCUGCGAGCCAGGAUCUUGCUGACUGGAAAUGGCUUGGACUAUGGAAACCAGUGGGAUUUGUGGACAUAGAUUGCCAUAUAUACACUUAGACAAUGCGGCAGAUGCUUACAUGGAGUAAGGGUUGUCUUCGACCCUGGGAAGGCAAAUGAGAAAAUGUCAAACAAUUUGCAAAUAUUAGUGUCUAUAACGACAGGGAGGACCUCCCUUAUUGCAAGAUUU